AUGUCGACGCCCUCCACCACCUCUCCCUCUCCCGAGCUCACCUCCGGCUCCCCGCCCUACCUCAUCCGCACCGCCCUCCUCCCCCCACCGCGCUCGAAGCCCCUCUCGCUCGGCGACACUGUCGGGCUCACGCGCACCGGCGUCCACCUCUGCCGGCUCCCCGCGGGCGCGACGAGCACGACGCUCCACUGGCACACCCACGACGACGAGUGGCCCGACGGGUGGGAGGACAAGGGGAAGCGGGAGCGGGCGCAGGAGGGGGUCGUGCCGAGGGAGGAGCCCGUCCGGACGGGGGACUUUGUGGGCUUCAAGGCGGCGUGA
Molecule: messenger RNA, 321 nt
Organism: Epithele typhae
Lineage: Eukaryota; Fungi; Basidiomycota; Agaricomycetes; Polyporales; Epitheliaceae
Exons: 3
Coding region: 1-321 (106 amino acids)
Source: RefSeq, a predicted model, not a curated record